Molecule: messenger RNA, 813 nt
Organism: Protopolystoma xenopodis
Lineage: Eukaryota; Metazoa; Platyhelminthes; Monogenea; Polystomatidea; Polystomatidae
Source: the annotation of a GenBank genome assembly
AUGAGCAGAGGACAUAGAGGCGGGGUGCGGAGGCAUAAAGGAGCUAAAUUUCGACGCACCACGCCGCGAAAGGUCCGAGAUUGUCAUGCCCAAGCGCAGGUGGGCCUCAGGAGCACCGAGGCGUCUGGUGAGGGGGUGGCAGACGAGGCGACUGGGCGCAUGAAGGCCUGCUCACGACAUGCUCACUCAGCCUGCGCUCUUCUGUUUAUCCCACGUCACUGGGGUCUGGUCGUUAAGCCAAUCAUUGCCGCGUCUGCUCUGCUCUCUAUCGCCAGCCGAGUUAGUACAGAUAAUCCUGUCCAAGAGCCUGAUCACCUGCUGUCCAUUCACAUCGCCUCGUGGCCUCUGCUCGCUUGCUCUGCCAGACGCCUCUGCCCUCGUUCUGAGCUUCCUCUGGCUCCGACGUCCUGCUCCGCCUUCACUGGAGGUAACCUGAUCACCGCAAGGGAUGGAGGAGAGCGGCGUGUACUUUCAAAGCCUGUCAGAACUGCUUCAGGAGCAGAUGCGCCACUUUUGGCGCCCAUUUACUUUUCACCGCCUGGCUGGUGUCUGCUUGCAUUUGCGCCCUCUGCUCGACCGCGUCCACACGCACGGCUCGCUCAGGCGCACUCCACUCCGGCACACUUUCGGGCCCACGUCCGCAAUCCCGGCAGGUCCGAGUCCCUUAAGCCCCACCCCCACCCCCUAAGGCCUUGUCUCGUGGCCGUGGAGCCGCCAUUUGUAUCGCGGUUGCUGGGUUUCUUUUCUCCCUUUCUGCGGUACAGUGUGUUGGGAGGCGCCGAUGUCCAAACCAUUUGUGGCGCGUGCUCUUGA